UGAAUGAAUGUUGGUAAUGGUAUUAGUUGUAUCGGGACACCACUACUAAUGAUAGUAUUAGACUUAGUUUUAGUAAUAUAUGCAGUAUCAUAUGUUUUUUUUAUGCACUUUUCAUUCAUUUUCCAUGCCGCCCAGUCCUCACGGGGGUCACUUCUAUCCCAGCUGGCUUUGGGCGAGAGGCGGGGUACACCGCGGACUGGUCCCGAGCCAAUCCAACAGAUAAACAAACCUUUCACAAUCACAUUCAUAUCUAUGGACAAUUUAGAGUCGCCAUUUAACCUAACAUGCAUAUGUUUAGAAAGCUGAUGUACCCGAGGAGAACAUACAAACUCUACGCAGAGAGGUCCAAAGGAGAUUCAAACCCAGAUCUUACAGAUCUGUGUGUGAUCAUAAUGCUAACCACUUGUGCAUCGUGCACCUUGUAUCUUGUAUCUACACCUGGGCUAGUGUGCUGUGCAACAUUUCCCUGUUACUCCAUCAUAAAAACUGUUAAUACUGUAUUAAGAACUGUCUUUUAAAGAUGUUUUUUCCACUGUCUGGGUGAAAGCCUCUUGUGUUUGUGUGUGUGUGUGUGUUUGACUGAAACUGGUACAGAUAGCAGACUCUGCUUCUUUAACUCAUUGUCUGCUUGUAGUGUACACAAAACCUCCCCUUCUGAAUAUCAGCAAAAAACAACAGUGUGCCAGCAUGCUGGAUCAGAAGAUCACAAGUUUGGAAAGUAUUGACUUGCUCCCAGGAAACUGUGAAACUACAUCUUUUUCAAGCAUUUUCAGUUAGACUAGAAUCAUGGCUGAGUCCGGUUUCCCUUUACCACCAGAAACCAUGUGCCCUCUGUGUGUGGAUUCACUGCGAGACCCAGUCACCAUCCCAUGUGGAGACACAUACUGCCUGGAGUGCAUCAAGAUCUACUGGGACCAGUUUGACCACAUGGGAGUGUACAGUUGCCCACAGUGCCGUGCCACCUUCACCCCGCGGCCCGUGCUGAGGCGCGACAUUCCGGACGUUUACCACGAACCCAGACGUCAGCUUCCGGAACUUACGCCUUUCCCUUACAUGCAUCGGGAGUCUUUUUGUGAUUUCUGUGUCGGUCGCCGCAACAAGGCAGUCAAAUCAUGCCUCAUGUGUCUUGCCUACUACUGUGAGACGCAUGUCAAGCCGCAUUACGAGUCGUCCACUUUUAAGAGACACAAGCUGGUGGAUGAAACCGGGCAUCUGGACAGGAAGAUCUGUCCCCAACAUGAGAAAGGACUGGAGCUGUUUUGCCGUUCGGACCAGAUGUGCAUAUGUGUGUUGUGUACUGUUAGAGAGCACCGCAGCCAUAACAUCACCUCGGCAGAGGAGGAGCGCAUUGAGAAACAGAAAGUGCUGGUGGUGACACAGUCGGAGGUCCAGCACAUAAUUCAGGAGAGGAUGAAGGAGCUGCAAGAGCUGAAACAUAACGUAGAUGUUCUCAAAAGCUGUGCCCAGCGGGCCCAAGCUGAGAGUGAUAAAACAUUUCAUGAGAUGCUACAGGCAGUGGAGCGCUGGAAGGCUGAAAUCCAUCAGAUGAUAACAGCCAAUAUGCAAGCGGCUAUGUCUCAAGCGGAUGGCUAUGUGGAACGUCUGGAGCAGGAGAUACUUGAACUGCAGCGAAGAGAUGCAGAGCUCAGGCAGAUCCUGGAAACGGAAGACAACAUUCACUUUCUGCAGAAUUUUCCAACCCUGUGUGUUGCUCCGGAAGCCAUGGUGCCCAAAGUGCUCAUCAACCCUCAGUUCUCCUUCAGUGAAAUGAGCAAAACAGCUUUGGAAAUGAAGGAACACCUGGAUGACAUCUGUAAAAAGGAACUGAGUAAAAUCUCCAAGACAGUCAGCGAAACACCUGUGUACAUCCUUUUGCCAAGAAAUGGGGACAAAAGGCUGAAACUUCCAAGCAGAGUGGAUUUUCAGGAGCCAAAAAUGAGAGCAGACUUUUUAAGAUACUCUUCUAAGAUGUCCUUCGAUCCAAACACAGCCUAUAAAGAGCUGGUUCUAUCAGAUGGAAACCAAAGGGUCACCAGGAAGAAAACAGUCCAGUUUUAUCCCGAUCAUCCUGACCGAUUUGAUGGUUUCUCCCAGGUGUUGUGCAAAGAGCCACUGACUGGUUUUCGAUUUUAUUGGGAGGCUGAGUGGAGCGGUGAGUUCUCAGUCGGUGUGGCUUAUAAAAGCAUCAGUCGCAAGGGGAAGAACUCGCACAGUCUGCUAGGCUACAACAGCAAGUCAUGGAGUCUGCUCUGCUCAGACUCGGGUUAUUCCGCCUGGCACAACAAAACCGACCGGGACCUUCCCAAUGCUUCCAGGGCGUCACGGAUUGGUGUGUACCUGGACUAUGCUGGCAACACUGUAGCGUUUUACGCUGUCUCAGAGACUAUGGAGCUCAUCCAUAGAUUUAAGGCUCACUUUAGUGAGCCUUUAUAUGCAGGAUUUGGUGUGGGUUCUUCAGUUACUCUUUGUCAGCUCAAGCAAAGUCCUGCACCUUACUAAGUCAAGCAGUCACUCACAAUUAUGAUAGAAACAUACCUUUAUAACUAAAAUGUAAUCAUUUUAAUACUACACUCAGGGCUUAAAGUAUUCCUGCACUAUACCGGAUCUCCGGCAUUUCAAUAUGACCAACGAAAGAAAAAAAUAAUCUCAGACAAACACAAACUCAUUGUAGCCAUGUGGUAGGGCUCUAAAUGCAGCUAUUGCCAAUCCUACGAUUGUGCUGCGUUCAUGACAACUCGGGGAAAGGUGUAUGUUUUUGUGUGCUGUGCUCCAAGAAGCUAGUGUAUGGUACGGGGGUAGAGCCGAACCCGAAUACGGUAUUCGGAACGGCACGAAUAAUGACUUUUUGUUACGAAUAAUUAAUUCGAACAAAUACUUUUAAAAUGUUUGUAUUCGGGAACAAUUAAAACAUCAGAAAGCUGCGUUUCUCCGUGAGACCGCAGUGCAUGCCCGGAUCAGCCAAUGAGUGACCGGUGUUCAGUCGGGGUGUUCAGCGGCUGCCUGUCCCUCACAAGUCGCUGCGGCGGAGGAGGAGGCGAGUGAACUUAGAUGCAUCCGUAUUUUGCUUUGUAAACAUACUAUCUUUCACCUCAACUGGGUUUCAUAUGCUGUUUUCAACUAUGAGUAAUAGCGGAGUUUUACCGCGAGACGAUCCGUUGGGCUGCAUUUAUUUGCUAUUUACUUGUGGGCAUUCUCCUGUUGCCUCUGUUAGCGUUAGCUAGCUAACGUUAAGGCUGUUGACAGUAACGUUCACAGUGGCUUUAACUGGUUAAGAAAGUAAUGCUUGGGAACUUGUGUUGAAUUGUAUGCACUUCUGGGUGGUAUUUGGUACGUUUAAGUUAGUUUGUGAUUCCAUAUAUAUUGGGGGCGGGGGGGGGGGGGGCAGUUCAGGCUCAGGGUUUUUUUACUUUAAGCCCUGUACACUACAGUACAAUAGCAUCCAUGUAUCAUAUAUCAUUGCUAACACCACAUCACUUGCUUUAGUUGGCUAAUAUUACACAUUUCAUGUUGUUGUUGUAUGCAUUUUUUAACAAUACUACUGCUUAAACUUUGUUUAAUAUUCAAUAUCUAACAACUCUGUGCUUGUUGCAAAAAGCAUGCAAUUCCACUCCAAUAUUGUAGGAAAAGCAUAGGCAAAUAUUUGUUGCUUAUGAUAACUUUUAAUCAGGUGGAUUUUUUUAAAGCAGAAAUUGAACUGAUUAAAGGAGUGGAAGUUUGAAAUACAUUUAUUUUCAUUACAUCAUAGUGCUGUACACAACUUAUUAAAAAAGCAAAUAGCAAUGAUGUGCUUUCUACUGCCCUCUGCUGGAUGAGAUGGUCUUUGUCGGCCAAGACAAUUCAUCAUUACAAUAACACAAUAGAUAUAAAGACAGAUGCAUGCAAAUGCGUUUCACCUUUUCAUUGGAUGACAACCAUACUUGUUCAUUUGCAAAGUCUUGAUCUAUGGAGGACACUCCGCCCCUAUUCACCAGUCAUGAACCUCACCUACUAAUACCUUCCUUUCUGCACUAUCUACCUACAUGUUAGAAAAAAAAACAUUGGCUGAAGUAGAACAAUUAAUUGAUAUUCGCCUGAUUGUCCUGUUCAGGUGUGUCUUGAGUGUGGUAUCUUGUAACAUUCAAGCUUUUUUGAAACAUAACUUUUAUCCUUUUGUUUAUUUUCAGUGCCACACUAAGCAAGAGUAAGAAACAAUUAGCUGUAAGCAUGAAAUUGUUUGUACUCAAAAAUCAAACGUUUUCCAGUUUCAAAAGAGAGCACAAUUUAAAUUGGAGAGUGUUCGUUCCAUACUUUUUAGUUUAUAAACCACCUCACAGGGAAGUUUCAUCUUGGGAGUGCUUCUUUCUAUCUUGGUCACCUUGAAAAGCUCGUAGGGAGGAAUUAAGACCUCCCUCUCAGACUCUCCGAGCUUAGAGUAGAGGGAGAUAUCUGCCCCAAAGCAUGUGGUCACCUCAAAGCACGUUUUGUUUCCGUAUUUUUCAGCUUUCAGGUACUGACCCAUUGCGCCAGACGUGAAAGAACCAAAGCGGAUUAUUGUGUUGGCUUUUUGAUGGAAGAAAGCAUUCGCUCUACGGAAGAUGGUCAGGCAUUUUUCUGCUGCAGUCCGACGUAACCUCAGCUUUUCAAUGGCAUCCGUCAGAAAGAAGUGUAGAGUGUGAUAUCUGAAUGUGGUCUUGUACUCGGACCUCUGGCUUCGCACUUCAGUAUUGAAAUCUAAGUAGACUGGAGGUUUGUCAAGGGAGUAAAUAUAAAUGGCCAUGAUUUGUUCUUUCCCCAGUGCAUUGGAGCGUCUUCUGGACAUCUUACGGCCCCAUAUCUUCCUGUAGUAAUCCUCAGCUUCAGCCCAGGCCAGUCUAAGGUUUUUGUCUUGAUGCCUCUCCUGCAGUAGAUAGUCCUUCCGCACUUUGCACUCCAUCUUGUCUCUGCAGCCCUCGUACAUGUCGUCAACAGCAUCCUCAGCCAUGUCAAGUAAGAACCCGCCGCCUGAAGCCUGCAAAACCGCACAGAAGCAGAUUCAGAAACUCUUAGAGGAAACUACCUUAGGUUGGCAUCACCUGCGUGCACUGGGUCGCCGUGUAAGACCACACCUGCAAGCCUGGCUUUCAGUUACUAAUAAUGUGUGAUACACUCGAAAGAAAUGCCUUCUGAGUUACAGAAAAAAACAUUUGUUGAUUCUAGCUGGUUUAUUCCUUCUAAUUCCCACCAUUUCCAACUUUGAAAACUCCCUGAAUUUCUACAGCACCUGUGUCAUUCCUAAAGAGGCUCCAUAAACCACGAUAGCCACCGCCCACACUGACAUCAAUGUUGCCAUUGUUAACCUGUCAACACAACAUUACAACAUUAAAACACAAACAAAACCAAAGAUCAUUGCAUAUUAUGACUGACUCACCUCAGUCGACGUGCUGCUGUGGAUAUUUGUUUUUAUAAUUUAAAGAUCUGAGUCAAUGAUUUUGUAUGUGUUAUUAUUGCAAGGAGAGAGUACAAAAUGACAACAAGCGGUUUGGCAGUCUAUGUAGCUCCUGAAUAGGAACAAAAAGAAAAGGUGCUUCCUUUGAUACAGUGCAUAUGUUGCACAACAUUGCAUAGCAACAGCUACCUAUUAGAAUAAAUGUAUACUUUUGUGGUAAUAUUUUGAGAAAAAGUCAAGAUAAGACAUGUACUUCCUUUCUCAGAAAAGAGAAGUUCCAGCAAAUGUGCAAAUGUCUUUUUCACAUUUCCAUUUACCAGUACUGCAUCAACAAUGCACCACAGGUUCUAACAAACAAUUCUGUUUUUCUAUUUGUCACACUUGAUUCACGCAAGUUAAUAAAGUGUUUAUUUACACCAGAAUUUCCCAGAAAAAACACUAAGUGAUCUCUAGUGAUGUGUCCAUUUGUAGUAGUGAUGGCAAUGAUGCCCAAAGCAAUGUAUAGCAUUUACAUAAAUGUCAAAAGAAUGACUAAUGACCAAAACAUACUAUCAAACAAGUGCAGACAAGGGAUGAAGACAAUUUAGAUUAAUUAUGUAUCUGUAGUUAAGACAUCUAAUUAAUCUUUAUAAAUUUCACCUUCAUAUUUUAAUAGACUCACACAUUUGCAUUGAGACAAGUUCCUUGUUUUUCUGACAGUGUACUUCUUGUGGCGGCUAUUGUGUCAUCAAGGUCAAGACGACUGAAUUAGGUCUGCUUUUUAUUUGAAAUAGACAUAGGGCACUAUGCCUUACAAAUGCUCAAAACACAGCAGGAACAGUUCAACAUCCCUAGUUCUUUUCUUCUACAGAUUUGUAUCCUAAAACCUAGCUCUUAACACAGCAUGCAGUGGUGAGAGACAUCUGUCACAUUUAUGUAAUUACGUUUUGGUUUUACCUUCAAGCCGGGCAUAUUUCCCCCUGUUAAUUCUCAUGAAAAGUUUAAAACUAAAAACCAAGCAUCAGAAAAGUGGGAUUUCUUGCCUUCUUUAGGUCCUGCCGGGAUCCCUGUUUGGUGGGUUUUGUCCACCUCCCGGACCAGAAGUGUCAUUUAAGCAACUCAAAGAAAGGCGAAAAAGUGACCACCUGAAAAAUGGGGGGGGGGGAGCGUCAGAAAAGUGGGAUUUCUUGUGUUCUUUAGGCCUCCCGUUAAUUUCUACAGCCCUAACAAGCUGUCAUUCCUACAGACUCCAUUAGACAUAAUGGCUACCACCCACAGCCAUCAGGACAUCCACAAGUACCCUUUCAGCACAUCAGUUACAUUAAAACAGAAAAUGUUAUUAUUGACUCACCUCUGUUAAAGUACCCACCCCAUGUUCUUGCUUGACUUGUGUUGAAUGCGAGUGGGAGCUUGUCUCACCUGCUGAAGUUGUUUUCACGAUACGCAUUUGCAUUAUUAAAUGUUCCACGAAUUGCAAAGAUCAUACAAAUGUUUUUAUUUGCUGCAGAUUAAGUUUACAAUUCAGAUCUCCCCUGGGUGAUUUAGUGCUUUGUAGUUUAUAGACAACAUUACACCACUGUUCAUCAGUUUGUACAUCCGUGAUAGUGAAAACCUCAUAUGGAGGAAUCAGCACUUGUCCCGCUUGGUCUUUAGCAGAGUAGAAUGUCACAUCAGCACCAAAGCAGCUGUGGAUCUCAAAGCAGGAAACUUUGCCAUUGGACUCAAACGUCCGCUUGUCUGUGGCUGCCCAAACAAAAGCACCAAAACGCAUGUUUGUGUUCACCACAUUGACGUCAUAGUGUUCAGAUGUACGAUGAUAGCUGGUUUUGCAGGAUGUGAGACGCAGCAGCUGGACGGCUUCGGUCAAGAAGAAGUAGAAGUAAUGGAACUGAAAUUCAGGCGUGCUGUAUUUUGGUUUGCCUUCUUUGACUGCUCUACUGAAAUCAUGUUGGACCAAAGGCACGCUGGUGUACAAGUAUAAAGCGAUGGCAUGUUCCUGCUUCAUGUCCUUAUGCACAGGCAUUCUUGCGUGUUUUUCAGCAAAAGCCCAAGCGGAACCAAAACGCUUGUUAUUGCCACGCUCAAAUACUCCAAGUCGGUCACUCACAGCAGCCAUCUCCGACCGACAGCCUUCAUACAUGUCAUCAAUGGACUCCGUCUCCAUGUGCAGAGGUAAAAUUUGAGGCCUCUGUAAUGACAAAAAAGUUAUCAACAGUGGAGCUAUUAUUAUAUACAGUAUAUGUCGACUGUACACUAGUACUGCUGUUUAGUUGGUACAGUAUGUACAACAGACAAUGUACUGACCUGGACAGGCUCCGGAGGCCACCAAAGGAUUACAAAUGGGUCACGAUACAAGGCGAACAUUGCCGCUAGAAUCAACAGAAAGGUUGCCCAGUUUGUCAGUGAUCUUGAUAUCUUCAUGGUCUUUCCAACUUCACAUCUGGAUACAAA
Molecule: messenger RNA, 7834 nt
Organism: Doryrhamphus excisus (bluestripe pipefish)
Lineage: Eukaryota; Metazoa; Chordata; Actinopteri; Syngnathiformes; Syngnathidae
Gene: ftr84
Product: finTRIM family, member 84
Molecular function (GO): protein binding; zinc ion binding
Source: RefSeq, a predicted model, not a curated record